Molecule: messenger RNA, 3284 nt
Organism: Coturnix japonica (Japanese quail)
Lineage: Eukaryota; Metazoa; Chordata; Aves; Galliformes; Phasianidae
Product: granzyme K-like
Biological process (GO): proteolysis
Molecular function (GO): serine-type endopeptidase activity
Source: RefSeq, a predicted model, not a curated record
CCCUCAUCUAGAUCAUCAAUAAAGAUAUUAAACAAGGUGGCCCCCAGUACCGACCCCUGGGGGACAACACUUGGGCCAUGAUGUGGUACAAGAUCAUUUCUCUUCAAGGUGACAGACAUGGAUAUGGAUCAGAUAUACCCAAACCAGAAGAAUAUCUGAUUUCAAAUCUCAUGGACCACACUGAACUCUUCUUGAAGCAUGGAUAACAACACUUUUUAAUAUAGUGGGUCACUGGUUAAAGCACUUCCCUAGAAAUUGGGAGACUUUUUGCUUCCAAACCAGCCAGUCUCAGAAACAGAACUUCCUUUGAUUUCCUGGGAUUGCUCCUUUGUGGAAAGAAAAUCAGGGGAUCUAAAUCUUCCCCUGCCCUUCUUUGUAUUUCUGAAGGAUAUCAACAUGAGUGUCUCUCUUAACAGCUCCAUCUUUCCACUGGGCUUUUUUUCUUGUCUUCACUCAUACCUGAAGAGGGCAACACCAGAUCACUUUGGUCUGUGCCCAAGAUCUAGCUAAACAGUCCUUCACAACACGAAGCACUGCACAAAUUAGCCACCAUGUUCAGCUGGCUCCCCCUGCAAACUUAUUAGUUUAUGUAGUAAUUUCCGAGAGGGUAGUAUGGGCUACUGUUAUUCUUAGCCAAUUGGUGUGGUCACUCCUGCUCUGGCAUUGGGUCUUGGCAAGAUGGGGUCCUGUGUAUGAGGAUAAGAGUUGAACUAAGAGUGAGAUAUGAUUAAGCUAACAGGAAGAAGUUGGGAUUUUUUAUUUUACCUUGACUGCAAUGAGCUGUCUAGUGUUCUCUGUGGCAGCUGGAAUCUCAGAUCAUGGAAAUGGAAUUUAGUUUAGUCCAGGAAAUCUAACAUUUGCUUUGUAGUGUUUAGCCAUACAUUACUUACUGGUCUUAAUACUCACUGUGCUACCCGCACUCAAUUUUAUUCAGCCUGACAUUAUUUCUUGCCCUUAACAUCCUUUUCUAUUCUGGAUGCCUAUUUUGCUUUCCUCUCUGAUUCCACUGUUGUAUGUUCUGCCUGCGUGCAAAAAUAAAGGCUUAUUUUUGUCUACUUGCUGCAUGAUAUCACAGAAUAAUUUAGCAGCAGGGUAGAGCUGGUUAAUUUAGUGAGUCCUCAAUCAGUGUCACUUUUACAAAAUCAUGUGUAAGUGUCAGAACACAUCAGGUAUUAUGCUGCAGAAAUAUACGAGUCUUCUGCUUGAUCACAGUACGAAGCUGCUAUCAGUCACUCAAUGUCAGGGCAAAGCCACAAAAACUUGUGGGUUUUUUAGGACUCUGUGGGCAAAAGAAAUUAUUUGCAGAGGUAACUUCCAGUGUGCAAAUAACCUCAGGGUUAUCUUGAGGAUGAAGAAUGAUUCUGGGGUACCUAGAGCUGGCUCUUUUAUAAGACAAUUGAAGUAAUUUGUUUUCACUUAAAUGAGCUUGGAAAGAGUUUUCUGGAGAAAAAAGGAAGUGUUGCAUGGUGUUGCAUUGUGUAGUGCUUUCAAAUGUUACAGUAUGACUCUGUGCUAUAAACAUCUCAAUUCUGUAAUCUCAUUCAAUGAUCUGCAGAGCUGCUAUUUCUCUCAACUAAGAGCCAGAUAAGCUGAGUUGGUUACAUUUCUGAUUCUUUCUAAUGUUGCUUAAGAUGAUAGCAGGUUUCUUAUGUGGUGACGUGCUGUUUCUUGUAGUGGUUUACCAGCAAGAUAUGCAGAGUGUGGUUACAGACAGGGGUGAGCAGUAGAAAAGUCUAUUUCACCACUGUGUCUUUUAAUCUUUUAUUUGGAGGCUAUUGAUUAGGUGUUUUAUUUGCAUUUGACUCCUGUUCACUGUAGGUGUCUGAAUCCUGCUCCCGCAGAAAUAAUUGCUAAGAAAAAAACUGCAGUGCCCUUAGUAAGUAUAGCUGGUAUUGGGCUGUCCUAUGUUACCAGCUCCAGAUUCCUGCCAGUUCUCAGUGAAACCUUUUCAGUUGACUCUUCCAUUUGUUGUCUCAUUCAUUCCUUUGCUCUUCUUCAGAGUUUAAAUAGUUGUUGAAUUCUCUGAUGUAGUUAGGUUUUAUUAUGCAUUUAAUCACAUAUGAUGUUCUUAGCACUUGUUUUCUAGUUCAAGACCUGCUUGUAGGUCUGCAGAAGUUCCUGUGAGGUGUGAAAUACUGAAUGCUGUGGACUCAGGAACAGAUGGCUGUAGUGAUAUUACUGGAGGACACUGCGUGCGUCCCCAUUCCCGACCCUACAUGGCUGCCAUCCAGAUAAGGGAUAAAACUGUGUGUGGAGGGGCUCUUGUGAGAAAGCAGUGGGUUUUGACAGCAGCGCACUGUACGAAUAAAACACUGGUUACUCGGGUUGUUCUUGGAGCCCAUAAUGCAUUUAAAGCAGAAAAAAACCAACAGAGAUUUAAGAUUUUGCGCUUCUAUCCUCAUCCCCAGUUUAACAGAUCUUCAAAGGAAAAUGACAUAAUGCUCCUCAAGCUGGAUACUAUGGCAAAUCUGAACAAGUAUGUGGACCUUCUGUCCCUUCCUGACACUGGCGAAGAUAUCAAACCUGGCUCCAAGUGCACAGUGGCCGGUUGGGGAGAAAAAUCUUCAGGAAAGCUGCCAAAAUGUCUUCGGGAAGCAACUGUUGACGUUGUGGAUAGGAAAAUUUGUGGGAGAGAAUAUUAUAAAAAACACAAAAUGAAUAUAACCAGGAACAUGUUGUGUGCUGGAGGGAAAAAGAGGUUUUCAAAGAGAGAUGCUUGCCCGGGAGACUCAGGUGGGCCGCUCAUCUGUGGCAGAAAAUACAGUGGGAUUGUUUCCUUUGGGGAAAAUUGUACAUCAGGAGUCAAUCCUGGAGUUUACACGCGACUGACUGAAACAUAUAUUGAAUGGAUUAAAAAAACUCUUUCUCUUAAUGGAGAGGUCUGGGACAGGCAAGACAGCCCUAAUAAAUAGAGCGCUGUGCUUCAGAACUGGGCUCUGAUUGGUGUGCCAACUUUACAAAGUGUCUCCCAGCAUUACAAACCACAGCUUUUUGAGUUAGGAAGUUUACAAGGUUCUCUUUCGUACAGGGGCUGAGCAAGGGAAAAAUAUCUCAUGAAUAGUAUAUAAGUAAAGGAACAAACAGACCUUGCAAAUCUGUGUUGGUGAUCUGUCCUGGUGUAGUGAAACUUCCCUUCAUGGUCUAUGGAGGCUUUAUCCUAUUCUCACUGAAGGUUAUGACAAGAUGUAAAAAGAUGCUGGUGAGAACUGACUCAGGCCAGGAGCACAGAAAUUGGGAAAAACUGGAAUAAAUUUGUAAAUGAUAUAAUAAAGCAAACAAUAAUA